CGAGCAUUGAAAGAAAAUGAGUACGUCAAGAGAACGGGAUAUCCCCCCGCCACGACGGAAAUCUUGCGAGGCCUGUAGAGCAGCGAAGCGGCGCUGUGAUCUAGCUCUUCCCACCUGUUUCCGAUGCGCGCAGCGAAAUCUCGCUUGUGUAUACCCAGGCCUACCCGCGCCAGACUCGAUUCCCGAUAUGUUAGCGUUCACAUAUUGUAUGACCGACUUUAAUUUUACUCCCACUCCCGUUUUGGAUGGGGACAUGUCCACCAACUGGUCUAUACCUGCUCCAGCCCCGGUAGACUUAAUACCUGGGGACCUUAUUCAACAAAACCUUCAACUUAUGUCGGCUAAAACCAAAUCCUCUCUUGAUCUUUCCGUCCUUCUGGCAUCCCGAUUUCAGUACGCCAUUGACACCCUGCAAGAGGUGCCUCGUAUGAUGGUCACUGAGAACCGGACCCCCUGGUGCCAUCCAGAACUCUACAAAGACGGAAUGCCUAAGGUUAUGCAAGUAGAUGCCUACGCCUGCUGUGCUCUCUACAUCACAAAGAACCCUAUCAACGGCCCGCUAAUCACCACACACAUCCAGUCCCGACACCAGGAGCUCAUUCUCUCCUCUCUCCCAACCUCGCCACCUGAAGUACUCGCACACACUCAAGCCCUGCUCCUCUACCAAAUCAUGUACCUUUUCGACCCAACCCUCAACAGCAAUACCGCCAUUGAAACCCUAAGCCUCUCCGCUCUCGAAUCCGCAGCAUUCUUCCUCUUCAGCAGCACGCACUUCCCACCAGCACCGCAAGAAACAGCCCCCGGCAUGGCCCCAUCCACAUCACUAACCUCACUGCUCCCCAACACCCUCCAAUCCACAAUCCAAUUCUGGAAGCUUUGGGUUUUUGGGGAAUCCGCGCGCCGCACGAUUCUGUUCACGUUCUACUUCAUCCAAAUCUUCCGCCUACUCCAUGGAGACCGAGAUCUGAAAUGCGAUGGGAAACUAGGCAUCUUGCACUCAUGGUAUUCCUCUGCGCAUCUAUGGAAUGCACCUAAUGCGUUGGAGUUUGCUGUUGCAUGGGCAGAGAGAGAGCAUUUUAUCGUGCAAAAUGUAAAUUUCUCCAAGGUGUUGAACGAGGCCCAACCGAGUGAUGUGGACCUCUUUGGGAGAAUGCUGCUAGUUACUCUUCUGGGGAUCGAUCAAGUUCAGGCGUGGUUUUGCCGGAGGGGGGCUAUAUUAUAAUUUUUCUUUCUUCUUCUUUAUUAAUGAG
Messenger RNA from Aspergillus ochraceoroseus IBT 24754, 1250 nucleotides. RefSeq names its product Zn(II)2Cys6 transcription factor domain-containing protein. The transcript is spliced from 2 exons. The record is from RefSeq and is a predicted model, not a curated record. Lineage: Eukaryota; Fungi; Ascomycota; Eurotiomycetes; Eurotiales; Aspergillaceae. Gene Ontology annotation, molecular function: DNA-binding transcription factor activity, RNA polymerase II-specific; zinc ion binding. Gene Ontology annotation, biological process: regulation of DNA-templated transcription. The coding region runs from base 17 to 1222 and encodes 401 amino acids.